Pungitius pungitius (ninespine stickleback) is the source of this 1889-nucleotide messenger RNA. Its product is annotated as rab9 effector protein with kelch motifs. Gene Ontology annotation, molecular function: protein binding. The coding region runs from base 109 to 1632 and encodes 507 amino acids. The record is from RefSeq and is a predicted model, not a curated record. The transcript has 18 exons. NCBI's taxonomy places the organism in Eukaryota, Metazoa, Chordata, Actinopteri, Perciformes, Gasterosteidae.
UCACAGGAAGGCUGUCUGACUGCGUUAUAAGACUCAUCAGUGGUUCAGUGCAGCUUCAGCAAAACAAAGAGAACAUCAGCAAACAGACCCACAAGUUGAACCGAGAAGAUGGCUCUAGCCAGCGGUCAUUGGCUGGAGAAAGAGGAGAGGGGAGAAGCUCCGAGUCCAAGACAUGGCCACGCUUUAGCUUUGGCAGGGAACGUGGCCUUCCUGUUCGGAGGAGCUUCCAGCAUCAACCAAGAGGAGGACAUGACUGUUUACUUCAGCGACUUCUACAUGCUAACAGUUUCUCCUGAUGACGUGACAUGGGAGGAGAUACCUCAGCGCGGAGAAGUUCCCACAGCCAGAGAAGGACACACGCUUUGUGUUGUGAAAGGAAAGCUGUAUCUGUUUGGAGGAGCGUGCAGCCGCGGCGCCACAGAGUGUCUGCCGGGAGUCUACAGCUUUGACAUAGUGUCUCUGACUUGGGAUCGCUUGGCGGUCGGCGGCGUGGCCCUCAGAACCCUCAGACACGGCGCUGUUGCCGUGGGAGACAACAUCUACGCGUACGGAGGCAUUCUGAGAGGAAAUCCAACCGACGACCUCAUGGUCUUCAACACAGCGUCUCUCACCUGGACGCCGGUAAAAACUAGCGGAUCGCUGCCUCCUGCCCUGUGGGGUCAGAGUUUUGCUCUGGUGGGAGAUCAGGUGUAUAUGUCUGGAGGUUAUGAAGCAGGUGGAGUUUUCUGUAAUGACUUCCAUGUUCUCAAUACAGAGACCUUGCAGUGGCAGAAGUGGGAGGUGAAGGGAGACUCACCGGCACCCUGCAGAGGACAAACACUGUCUGCACAUCACGAUAAAGAUAUCUACCUGUUCGGCGGCAAAACCACAAAUGAGGACGGCACGGCGACGCCUACCAAUGAAAUCCAUAAACUCAGUAUUUCUAAGAUGAAGUGGAAGGUUCCUCUGUACGUUGGAAUACCUCCGGCCCGGCGCCAUGGACACAGCGCCUUCAUUCUCCACAGCCACCUGUAUGUGUUUGGAGGGAAGAACGAGGAGCAGGAGUUCAAUGACCUGAAAGUGAUGAAACUCAUAAACCCCUCAGAGAGACAACCAGUGAUGAGGGAGAUCCUGUCAGAGUUCGGUCUGCAGGGAGUCAGCCACAGCUUCACACCCACGAAGGUUCCCAACGUUCGCUACGAGCUGAGCGAGUGGGCUCCGCUCGACCAGGCCACAACCACGGCGGCUAAUGCACAGGCGGUUUUCUACAGAGACUUCAGUGCAGUUCGAGAUGAGGCUAUGAGAAAAAUCCAGACAGCCUUUACUCUGCUGGACCAGGAGUUCCAGAACAUGGAGCGAGAGAGGUCAGAUUUAUCUCAAGCUGCUGCAGCUCUGCAAAGAGAGAAAGAAGGUCAUGAAGCCGGCAGACAACAACAGCAACAGGAGCUGCAGGAGAUGCUGGACAGACACCGCUCUCAGAAUGAGGCGUGGCUCCGAGCGAGAGCGGAGGAGAACGACCGAGAGAGGAGGGAGCUCUGCAGACUCAGAGAGGAGGUGCUGCAGGAGCAGGAGAGGCUGAAGGAGGAGCAGAACAGCAUCCAGAAACGCAGCGAGCACCUUCUUUCCAUCAUGCAGCAGUUCAAAGGAAUGUGAGAUGGUUAGAAGGAGAAAGACUUAGACCAUCUUGGCUUUACGUUCUUGUGAUGGGGAUUCCAUGAAAAGGGGAAACUAACUGGAUUAAAAGCACCUUCUAUAAAAAUAUAUCGCAGAAAAAAUGGAAUCUCAAAAGUUUGUACCUUGUAUUGUUAAGUGUUCAUAACGCUGUAAUAUAAAACAACAUUUGACUAAUCAUUGGAUUGGAUUGAUUCAGAUGUCACAAAAACAUAAUAAACACUGAAUUACAAAGGUCA